AAUAGAUACACAAUAACAUAAUACCGUCUCACUCACUCAUUCUCAUGCAUUACAUAUGAGAAAGGAAUCAGCCAAGAACUGUGCCCGCCUCGCUUCAUUGGUCCCCGUCAAAAUUCCUUUCUAAACCAAACUAGCAUUGUUGCAAUAGGCACCAAGUCAGCCAGUCACUGGUCAACUGGCCACUGGUAAAUUUCCUUAGACACAGUUUUAAUAAUGUGCCUCCCGCUACCUAGCAAGGGGGCGGAUUUGACAACCGCGUUAAUGAAGAAUCUCCUCUCGCAUCUUUUGGAUCUUCAAUCCACCACAGUCGAUAUCCUUAUCUUCUUUACCUUGGUCUCUUCAUACAUCCUCCCCUCGCUGCUCUGCUCUGUUGGCUUGCUGGACUGUCCUUCCCUUUCUUUUUGUAUUGGAUGGCUAGCAUCAUGAAGUGUGCUCUACACUAUAACACUUUUUGAAGAAACGGACAAGGUAGUUAGAAGCAUAGUAACGUCUUCUCUUCCUUGGCAAAUUGGGAAAAUCUUGGAAAUAGAAACCCUCCCAAAAAUCAUACGCUCUAUGGGUAUCACCUCGAUGCGGGACUCCCGUAGUCCUCGCGAAUGGUUAGCCAGCCUCCCGGAUUCUAGACUAUGCUCUAGAUUGCUUCGAUAUACCACAGUCGCCUUCAUAAUAUCCAUAGCUUUAUCUGGCAUCUUCCUAUUCCGGCGUCCAGAGGGCUUCCUGCGUGACACUCGCUCUCGUUAUUUCGACUACUUCUGGAAUCAGACCGCAAACCAUCCGAUCGAUCGAUUAAUCAGCGAUGCGCAUACUUAUCACGAGGACCUGCUCAAGCAGCGGAGCUUCGACCUCCCAACAGCUGCCGCCCGAUACCGCGACUCACGAGGGCGACAUCCACCCCCGGGCUUCGAUGCCUGGUUCAAGUAUGCGAAAGAUCACGAUGCGAUCAUUGUCGAGUCCUUCUUCGAUCGCAUUUACGCCGACACCGCACCCUUCUGGGGCCUCGACCCGCAAACGACGGCCGCGAGGGCCUCAUCGUGGGAACACGUCGUUCGUGUGCGCAACGGUGUCGCCAACGGCACAGGUAACACAGAGAAUAAGGUGCCCUGGUUACAACUUUGGACGGAACUGGUCGCCGAAGCUGCGCCGUGGUUGCCCGAUGUCGAUAUGCCUAUCAAUUACAUGGACGAGUCUCGAUUGAUUGUGCCGUGGGAGGAUGUAACGGGUCUGAUAACCAAAGAGCGAGCGAGUCGUGCGUUUAAGCCGAUAGAAGAAGUGGUAACGGAAUACAGCGGGCUGGCGAAAGUGGACGCUGUGAGCGACAGCGCCGAAACUUAUAAACCUGCGUGGCUUGGGGGGAAUUACUGGGACCUGACGCGGGUUGCCUGCGCUCCCGACUCGCCCUCCCGCAACGUCACACCAAUAGCAAACAUCGAGGAGCUACCCGUCUUCCCGCAGGACUGGAAUCCUGAUUUCUCGUACGAAGGCUACAUCCGGAACUUCACCGCUGCGACGGAUCCUUGCCUCCAACCCCACCUUCGCGGCAUGCAUGGCUCGUUCGUCGAACCCCUGACGAUGUCCACGAGCAAGGAGCUCAUACCAUUGUUCGGCGGAUGUAAACUGCCGAUGAACAACGAGAUCCUUAUCCCCGGUGCCAUGUAUCUGACGGCUGAUCCUUUCUAUUCUGGUGGGGAUUCCCAUGGUCCGGCUUGGAGCCAGAAGACCGAUGGCAUUGUGUGGCGGGGUGUGGCAUCCGGAGGUCGCAACAAGAGGGAGAAUUGGGCACAUUUUCAGCGGCAUCGGCUUGUCGAAAUGCUGAACGGAACGACUGUUGCACAAAUGGAAAAGAACAACGCACGCACCAUGACUUUCGAGAUGCCACCGCUCGAAAAGUACGACUUCCCGCGACGGCGAGAAGGCACCAUUGGUGCCUGGCUGAGGAAAUUCUCCGAUGCUGGAUUUGUGAACCUCCUCUGUUUCCCGGCAGAUAACUGCUCCUACGUGGAGCCGUACCUAUCGAAAGUGGGCAGCAUCCCCAUGAAGGACCAGUACAAGUACAAGUUUAUGCCCGACGUAGACGGAAACAGUUUCAGCGCUCGAUUCAGAGGGUUCCUCUUGUCGACUUCGCUGCCUAUCAAGGCCACCGUCUACUCGGAAUGGCACGACGACCGUAUCGUUCCCUGGCUGCAUUUUGCCCCCAUGGACAACACCUUCCAGGACUUAUACGCCAUCCUCGAUUACUUCACGCGAGAUGGGAAGGGCGACAAGUCCGCGCGAUUCAUUGCCGAGGAAGGCAGAGCGUGGGGUGCCAAAGUUCUUCGACGAGAAGAUAUGUUGCUCUACGUGUGGCGAUUGCUCCUCGAAUUUGCGCGUAUAUGUGACGAGAAACGGGAUAUGCUUGGAUAUAUAGAUGAUUUAAAAGAAGUAAAAACGGCGUAAUGGACAUAUACCUACCUACCUACGAAGGCACAUACAGAGUAUAUAGUAUGUACAAACAACAUAUACCUUUUAUUUAGUUUAUUUUGCAUAUCGAUGGUAUACCCAAUAUAGUUAAUGCAUACUUGGUAUCUGCCUA
Messenger RNA from Hypoxylon fragiforme, 2569 nucleotides. RefSeq names its product glycosyltransferase family 90 protein. Bases 556 to 2433 code for a protein of 625 amino acids. The record is from RefSeq and is a predicted model, not a curated record. NCBI's taxonomy places the organism in Eukaryota, Fungi, Ascomycota, Sordariomycetes, Xylariales, Hypoxylaceae. The transcript has a single exon.